AGAUUAACCAUUAAAUUUGAAAUUAUUUUCACAGCUACGGUGGUUAUUGUUGUUGUUGUUGUUGUCAUCGCGAUCGUGCUACUUCUUAUCGUUGCCAUGGUAGUUUUCUUUUUUCUCAGGAAACGAAGACAUCGGUAUGAGGUAUGUUGAAAAUUCUAAUAUUCACAUGGCCUUGGUAAACAAUGAAGGGUUGAAUGAGAAAAUGAAAACUUGAUUUAUACAGACGACUUUGCUUAAGCUUAUAUAGUCAAACAAAAUCAUUGUAUACUAGUGAUUAUGUACGGUGAAUGGAGGAUUUGCCACUAAUCUGAAAAUAAAAAAAAGAUUGAGAAGUUAAUGUGUUACACAUGGACCCAGGAGAUUGCCUUCGGUGAAAAACCGUUUGGGUUCGGUUUUGACAGAUUAAUCUUUCCUGGGGUUGAAUUUUCAGAUAAAUCGUUUAUUUUGCUUAAUUAACGGUAAGGGUUUGGGUGCAGGCGGUCGUGGUUCACAUAUAUGGCAAUUUAUUAAAGAGAGUGAGAUACUGAAAAAUACGCAGUGACAUAUUUACCAUAUCUUCACUAGUGAGGAUAUCGAUCACGUGACUUUUAGUAUUUAUACAUUUUUUUGCUUCAGACUAUAUAAUAAACAGAACAUUACACGUUGGCUUGAAGAUAUGACUUAUAUCUUCUCGUGUUAAAAACAAUAUUUUACUCAUUCGCUGCGCUCGUUCGUAAAAUAUUGUUUUCACCACACUCGAAGAUGAAAAGUCAUAUCUUCACGCCGCCGUCAGAGGAGUUUGGACACCUAAUUUGGCGAAUCUGGGCGAAUCUCUCGUCCAAUCAGAUUGCGCCAUUUUCCUCAUGAUCGCAUGAAGCUUUUGGCAUCGAAAAUUUACAUAGGGCUCAUAAAACGCUGAAGUUGUUCCUAUCCACAAGAGUGGUGAUCAUGAGAUCGCAAAUAAUAAUAGACCUAUAUCGUUAUUGCCAGUGCUAUCAAAGAUCUGCGAACGAGCAGCUUAUAAUCAGUUUUCGACCUACCUUCUCUUGAAUGAUCGUUUAUCGUCUAAACAAAGUGGAAACAAGCAUCUACACUCAACAGAAACCUCGGUAAUUCAGACUACAGACAUGAUCCUGAAUGCCAUUGACAAGAAACAGCUAACUGCGAUUGUAUUACUCGACAUGAGCAAAGCAUUCGAUAGCAUAGAUACCACGACUCUGAUUACUAAGUUAGAAGAUGUUGGCGCGUCUUGUCAGGCGAUUCAAUGGUUCCAAAGCUACCUAACAUCCAGGUAUCAAGUAGUAAGAAUACAAACAACCUUAUCCGAGCCUUUAGAGGUAAAGAGUGGAGUACCUCAGGGAAGUAUACUUGGGCCACUUCUGUUUAGUAUUUAUGUGAACGAUUUGCCAUCAGUUCCACAACAAUGCUCUCCCUAUUCCUAUGUCGAUGACACAAAACUCCUAAUGUCGUUUUCUCUGCAACACCAACAAAGAGCUGUCUCAGAAAUAAAUCAAGAUCUCUUGAGAACACGUAAUUGGUGUUUUGAUAACAAGUUACUGUUAAACCCAGAAAAAACUAAGGCCAUGAUAUGCGGUAGCAGACAGAUGAGAGCAAAACUUCCUAAUUUUCGCCUCUCACUUCUCGGUAAAGAAAUCAUUCCUGUAACAAGCGCCAAAGAUCUCGGCGUAAUCUUGGACUCUGGUAUGACGUUCGACAGCCAUGUACAAGCCACUAUCUCCUCAUGUAUGUCUCGUUUAGGUCAAAUAAACCGCGUGAAACAUUGCUUUGACAAACACACAUUAACAAUUAUUAUUAACUCUCUAGUUUUUUCAAAAUUAUAUUAUUGCUCUACAGUCUGGAGCAACACUUCUCAAACAAAUUUAAAUAAGGUAGAGGUAGUGCAGAACUUUGCAUGUCGAAUAGUUAGCGGAGUUGGCAAAUACGAUCAUGUCACACCAAUCCUGCAAGAACUAAAGUGGCUUCCUGUUCGACAGUAUUUAUAUUUUCGUGAUGCAGUCAUGGCAUUUAAAUGCAUGACAGGAAACGCACCUGCAUACCUAACUGAACAGUUUGUGAGACGAGGUGACAUUUCAUCUCGCGUUACUAGGAACUCGAGCAUGAUUGAAACUCCUUUACACAGAACAGCAACCGGGCAACGAUCUUUCAAAUUCAGAAUGGCCACAAUUUGGAAUUCCUUAAAACCAGAACUUAGGGCCUGCGAAACAACGAAAGACUUCAAACAUAUUUUAAAACAGAGACUUGUAGAAACAUUUAAAUUUAGGACCAAUCUUAAGAAAUUUUGAUGUAAAUAGCAUAUAUAUUUGUGUAGUACUACCAAGUGUGUGUGUGUGUGUGUGUGUGUGUGUUGUGACUGUGUGUUGUUAUGUGUGUCUCUCUAUCAUUACAGUGUAUAAAAAUUUAGAUCAAUUAUGUAAAAUUUCGCUGAAAAGCCUUUUAAGGGAUGUGAAAUUAAAAUACAAUAACAAUAAAUAUCGACUUUUUUCAUAUUGUUAUGCACUUUUUUUUUGAAAUUUCACGCGAUACUACUUUUACAACAGUGAAUCUACCCAUUGGAACGGUAUCUUGAAAGGUAAGCGUUAUUUUCCAGUUUAUUUUGACCUCCCCCUUUAGGCGUUAUGCUGUCGCGAUGUAAUUUAAUGGAGUUUCUGUCAACAAUCUUUGAAGACAAAAAUCUCAAAUUUACACGGUUGGAUUUCGCUAUUUUUUUCACGAUUAGUUAAACAAAAGUAUAAUCUUUAAUUCUAUCCAGCCGGCCCCCCUCGGUCCCGCAACCGUUUUCGAGAUAUUCACAGUUGAAUAUAGCCCUCUGUAAAAUAUGUUGCCUUGUCACUCAGAUCGAUAAUGAACUGCUAUUACUCGUUUUUUUCUAAAGAAGUGUGAUAUAUUAUAGAAGUUUCGAUAUAUUAUCGAUUGUAUGUAUUGCAGUUAAAGUGUUCAAAUAAUUAAAGCCCUUCCGUAACAAUAUUUUACAAGUGAAAUUUAUUGUUUGGCUUAUGUUAUAGAUUUGAGAUUCGUGAUUUUGGCUGGAUUCUAUUUUUGUCAAUGAUUUUGUCUGCAAGAAUUAAGCAUCAUCAUUAAAUUUGGAGGUAAAAUCGGUCCUUCCAAUCUGUACAGACCUUCUACAUCUGCAAGAUCUCCGAUGCUAUGAUUGUCUCUCCAUCGAGUGACCAAAACCUUGUUCACCUUUCUGGAUAUAUGUUAUUGGUAUGACUUCUGGAUUUUCAAAACUAACCCAGCGACAACCAGAAUAACUACUCAUCUACCUGUUUCAAAAAUGGCUGGUAAAAGUUAACCCUGGUUUAGGUGCUAAAUUUGUCCCUCAAAAUUUUCUCCCACUUGUUGCCAAGGCUAUGUCUGUACUUCAUGAUGGUCAAAAAGACAAUCCGAUUUAUCACACUGCUCGAUGCUUUAGAGAACAACGCCAUGGAGAUGUUGGUCUGAUGCCAUUGGAUAGAAUGCCCUUUGUAGGAGUGAAGGCCCACUUGGCCUUUUUUUAACAGUAUUUUGUAAUGAUGUUACACAACUAAUUCAGAUAAAGUUUGAGAAAUGGUGGUUCUUUCAAUGUUAAGCCUCAGAGAGGGAGUGGGGUCGGGCAUAUGUGUGGGGCAUUUGAUUUUUUGAUCAAAUUUUCAAUUAAAUGCCCCACUGUUAAGUAAUAAAUGUUGGUCAAACACCCCACCAUUUUGCAAUAAAUACUAUAUUAAUAAAAGUCAGUUUGGUUCAAAUUGCCCUAACUCAGGCCCAAAAUGCUAAUCAAAAUCCCCAGAGUGGGGAUGCAAUUGAUGAUCAAAUACCCCACAUAUGCCAACCCCCCUCUGGGGCUUGACAUUGAUAGGUGCAAUUAUAUGCAGGGUUUUUGUAUUCUCAUGUAAUGUACCACAAAGUAUCAGCAGCAUGUUAUUGUGGGACCUUUAAUCAAUAUGUAUAUAAAUGGACAUAUUUUUGUUUAUUGUUGCAUUAAUUUUAAUGAAAAAUAAAAAUUACUCACAAAGUUGGUCAAGUGAAUGUACAAACUGAUUAUUUCUUCAUUUAGUACAGCACAGUUACAAUUAUGUACUUGUCUUAAUUGCAUGAGUGUGCAUGACAGACUUUUUUAUUUUAAUUGUGCACACCCACUUAUGAUUAACCUAGUUUUUGUUUAGGAAAAUCUAAAAAGUUACCUAAAUGAAAUAAGAUCAUUUCUAUAACUUGCUAAACCUAGUCAGUUACAAUUAUAUCACAAACAUCUGUCAACAUACACUCUUCCUUACCACUUGAGUCUCCCACUCACCACAUCGCUUUAUGAAAUUUUUUUGAUAAAAUCCUAUUUUAAAAAAGUCAACCCUAUACUUGAUAUGCUGAACAUAGACCUCUAAGAUAUCUCCUGUGGCAAUUAGUCGGUGCAAAUGCUCGCAUAGUUGAGAAGCAAGAUAACCAAUGUGUGUCCAUCCAGUUCCAUAGUCUACAUCAAUUGCAAUUGGGUCCAUUGCAUUCAAUGGCUCUGCCCGUAUUCUUACAUUCACUGGUUUAUCUUGUCCAUGAAGGACAAGGUAUGCUGUUGAUGUUGGUAAUUUUUCUCAUGAGCAGCACCGAUGCACUUGAAUGGUACAGCAUGGGUGAUUUCGUCCUCGCCACUUUCAUCCUCAUCACUUAACUGGUCACCAGUUUCUGCCCUAUCACCUUCAUUACCAUAUCCAUGCUGACCAGGUUCAAGACCAGCCAACCGCUCAAGUAGAUCCCUUUCUACAAAAUCAUAACAAGAAAAUUUUUAUUUUAUUAUUUUGUACAUAAACUGUAAUUUCUAAAAUUAGAAAUCUAAUGCAAAAGUGUGUCACUAUUUACAGUAAUAUUUAUAAAACAACACACAAAUAUGGCAAUAUUUUACAGAUGAAAAUUGAAAAAUAUCUCUAUUGUAUGCACAUAUAUGUAAAGAUCUAUCCACAAUUAGAUACAAACAGGCAUCAUACUUCAGCAAAAAUUUAUUAAACAAUUGGUUUAACUCAAAGCAUGUACAUAUGUAUCACAGUGACACAGUACACAGACACACACAAUAGAGUCAAACUAGAGCCAUUUAUAAACACAAAUAUUACGCCAUAUUAAUUUUGUACAGUGUAUUUAUAAAAUUACAGUACAAGGUUAAAAACAACAAAACGGAUAAUAAUUUGACUAAAUAACAAGGUAACUGUAAUGCAUUGUAGUAUACCAACCUUAAAUAUUGCGCUUGUUUUCACGUUGAUGAUACACGGAGAUUUAACAUCAUCCAAGUUAGAAAGAAGAGCCUCGCUAUUGGGAAUAUAAACACAAUUCCUUCGCUCAGACGCAUUAUUUAUCAAGCUAAAAUGACAACAUGUCCCAUGCAAAUAUUUAAAAAAGGUAAACUUGGUAUAGUAAAACACAAGUCAUAAUGAUGAUCGCAACAAUACAGCAAUAACAUGCUGUUUCUUUUCACAAAAUAUCGCAGCCUGACACUCUUGUCGCUCGAAAGCUUCCAUAUUGGUUUAGUCAGAGAGAUGUUCACUCCUCGACAGUCAACAGUCAAUGAAGUCACGCGUGGAAUUAGGCGCUCAAUACCCAUGAUGCUUUGAGGCCUGCUGUCCAACCUACACUGCGCCGCCGUGUAAUAUUUUCUAUUUAUUACAUCAGAUUCUUCAUAAUAAGAUGUAUUUUAAAUUUGAAGACGUUUUAAGAUGUGAUGAUGGGUUUCUACAGGGUGCAAUAAAAAAAAACCGAACAGAUUUGAAAUUGCUCUCAAUUUCGCAAAAGCGCUCGUGAUAUCAGGUUUUUGUUACUUAUUGACUAAGCAGAGCGCAUGUGCAGCUUUCUAAAUUUAUCGCUGAUAAAUUUCAUGUGCAUGCAUGGGCGGUAGGGUAAUGCUUUCGCGCUCUCAGUUUAUAAUAUAUACAAAUUGUUUGUCAUUCAUCUAAAAAUUGCUGCUUGUGGUGACCGCAAAUCUCCUGUGUUAUAAGUAGAACUAAAAUAACGAUUUAUAACAUUUUUCGUUUCAGACUCGGCGAGCAGCAUAUGCUAACCGUUCAAAAGAGGGUCCCGUGACUAUGGAUUUGGCUACCAUGCCAUACAAGUCGACCAAUUAUGAUAAUUAUGGACAAACAGAUGAAGAGGCCAGUACCUCUCAAAAACUUUGAUAUUAUUACUUCGUUAUAGAUGGUAGAAAGACUCUAUUUAUCAUAAAAUUCUGUGAUUUAUCAUUAUAUCAGAAAGCUUCGUAUUAAUAAAGCUAGCUUAUUUCCAUGCACACAAAGAAAAUGUUUUGCAGAAAGAAAAUUGUGUGAAAUGUGAUUGGCCGACAAAAAUUUUCCGUCAGAAAAAAGUUUAAUUUUGAAAAUUUUCAACUGUCAACAAUAUUUUGUGAAAAUUUUCUGUCCGUUGAAAUUAAUUUUUUUUAGUAGAAACGAGUUACAAAGUUAUAAAGAUUCCGUUACCUGAAAAAUACAAGGAGAACUUUGCCGUUUCGAGCUAAGGUCUUCAUUAAAAAUGCAUGCCCUGCCUCGGUACGGUUAGAUAUUACGGGUAAAAUGUAUGCCCUGCUUCGGUACGGUUAGAUAUUACGGGUAAAAUGUAUGCCCUGCUUCGGUACGGUUAGAUAAUACGGGUAAAAUGUAUGCCCUGCUUCGGUACGGUUAGAUAUUACGGGUAAAAUGUAUGCCCUGCUUCGGUUCAGGUAGUUGUAUCCCUAUAUCAAUCCAACGCUUUGUGAUUUAUUGGCACUACACAGCGGGUGGAAGGAAAGGGCGAAACGUAGGCCUGAUGAAAAUGUUGUCAAAAGUGCAUUCCGCCCACUUUGCAUUUUGUAAUAAUUAACGGUGAUGAUUGAC
Molecule: messenger RNA, 6812 nt
Organism: Paramuricea clavata
Lineage: Eukaryota; Metazoa; Cnidaria; Anthozoa; Malacalcyonacea; Plexauridae
Source: the annotation of a GenBank genome assembly